Molecule: messenger RNA, 1093 nt
Organism: Brassica oleracea var. oleracea
Lineage: Eukaryota; Viridiplantae; Streptophyta; Magnoliopsida; Brassicales; Brassicaceae
Exons: 2
Coding region: 284-970 (228 amino acids)
Source: RefSeq, a predicted model, not a curated record
UUCUUCCUCUUAAAACAGUGAAGAACAGAGUAACAAGCAUAGAUUUCUCACCGACACAAAGUCGAGAUCGUAUCUCCCGUUAUUGCUUAUAUCUUUUGUUGCAGCAAAGUUGUAAGCCAGUAUGGCUUUGUUAUCAUCUUUGUAAACAAUUCCAUAGAGACUACUUAUCUAUAAAAUCUUGUUUGACCAAAAAAAAAUAACCCCCCACGUCCUUUAAGUUCUUGAAUCUUGUCCAUGGUGUUGACUAGAAAUCUCCAGGUUUUUGUAAGAAAGAAUCAUAGCUAUGGAGGCUCAAACGCAGAUGCAACAGCUUGUUCCGGUGUUCAAUGGAAACGAAUAUGAGCUUUGGAGUAUCAAAAUGAGAACCUUAUUGAUGUCCCGUGACCUAUGGGAUGUUAUAGAGAGUGAAACCUCGGAUCAGCCUAUGGAAGAAGAGUUGGUUAAGUCACAGAGAAUCAAGGAUAUGUCGGCACUUUACAUGCUUCAAAUGUCGGUAUCAGACACGAUCUUUCUUCGGAUAGCAAGAGCUACCUCGUCGAAGCAAGCAUGGGAACUUUUGAAGGCGGAGUUCGGAGAAACCGAGAGUAUUCGGGAUAUGAAGAAACAGAAUGUUGGGAUGGUGUAUGAGAAUUUGAUAAUGGGAGAAGAAGAAAGUGUUGAUGAGUUUGCUUGGCGAGUGAUGGAUCUUGCGAACCGGCUAAGGUUCUAUGGAAGAAACAUUCCUGAUGAUGAUGUCAUCUUUAGGAUUAUUACGAAGUUACCCGCCAGUUUUAACGAGUCUGUAUCAUACAUUCGAACUUUAAAAGACGUUACUAUCACUGAGGUUGUUGAGAUGUUGCGAGGUGAUGAGUGGUGGCAAAGACUUAUGGAUGAAGAAGCUUCCGGGAGUGAAAAAUGGUGUGAGUUUUGCAGGAAGAAGAGGCAUGACACCUCAGAAUGCUAUUCAAAGAACAAGAAAGUAAGACGGUAGAGAGAAUCCUUGGUCGUUUGCAUAAUUUUAGUUAAAGAAGCAUGUAAAAGUUGUUAAUCCAGCGACCUAAAGAGUGUGAUGUGUGUUGUUGUCAUUGUGGAUGAAUUCGCAAUUCGUAUGUUA